This is a messenger RNA of Asparagus officinalis (garden asparagus), 2235 nucleotides long. RefSeq names its product probable methyltransferase PMT26. Bases 26 to 2056 code for a protein of 676 amino acids. The record is from RefSeq and is a predicted model, not a curated record. Gene Ontology annotation, molecular function: methyltransferase activity. The transcript has 8 exons. Gene Ontology annotation, cellular component: cytoplasm; trans-Golgi network; endosome. Lineage: Eukaryota; Viridiplantae; Streptophyta; Magnoliopsida; Asparagales; Asparagaceae.
AAAGACUCCAGAAAAGAACUCUGAUAUGGCAGAAAACAGUCAGAAGGAAAAGAACACUGAAAAAAAUACCGAUCAAACAGAAAUUAAUGUCCGAAAUAAGAGCACCCAAAAGAAACCAGAUGAAACUGCAAGAGGUGAGCGACAACAAUCAGACGCUCCGAAGAAUUUGGACCAAGAGAGUAAAUCUGAAGGUGAUACAGUGCUCGAUAAAACUGACAAAGGACAGGUAGAGGAUAACAUGGAUCAAAGUCAGGACAAGGUUACCGGACAAGCUUCUGAUGAAAAAAGAACCGAGGGCCAGGCAAAGGCACAGGAUUCUAAGGAGCUAUUUCCCUCUGGAGCUCAAUCUGAGCUGCUUACUGAGACCAAUCCCCAGAAUGGAGCUUGGUCUACGCAAGCUUCUGAGUCAAAAAAUGAGAAGGAGAAACAAGCAUCUUCUUCAUCAAAGGGACAAGGUGUUAAUUUCAGCUGGAAACUCUGUAAUGUCACUGCUGGAUCAGAUUACAUACCUUGCCUUGACAAUGAGAAAGCUAUCAAAAAGCUCCAUAGCACUAAGCAUUAUGAACACAGAGAGAGACAUUGCCCCGAGGAAGCUCCAAUUUGUCUCGUUCCUCUGCCGGAUGGAUACAAAAAGUCAAUCGAGUGGCCUAAUAGUAGAGACAAGAUAUGGUAUCACAAUGUCCCUCACACGAAGUUGGCUGUUGUAAAGGGACACCAAAAUUGGGUUAAAGUUUCUGGGGAAUAUCUGACUUUUCCAGGUGGCGGAACUCAGUUCAAGAAUGGUGCAUUGCACUAUAUUGAUGUCAUUCAGGAGGCUUUGCCUGAUAUAGCAUGGGGAAAACGAAGUCGUGUUGUAUUAGAUGUUGGCUGUGGAGUCGCGAGCUUCGGAGGUUACCUCUUUGACAGAGAUGUGCUUACCAUGUCAUUUGCUCCGAAAGAUGAGCAUGAAGCCCAGGUGCAAUUUGCUCUUGAACGGGGAAUUCCCGCGAUAUCAGCUGUCAUGGGCACAAAAAGACUUCCUUACCCUGGCAGAGUGUUUGAUGUUGUCCACUGUGCCCGCUGUAGGGUACCAUGGCAUAUAGAAGGUGGUAAGCUUUUGUUGGAAUUGAACCGCCUACUUCGACCUGGUGGGUACUUUGUCUGGUCUGCUACUCCAGUUUACCAAAAUCUCGAAGAAGAUGUGGAAAUCUGGAAAGCCAUGAGCAGCCUAAUGAAGUCCAUGUGCUGGGAUAUGGUGAUCAAGACAAAGGAUGAUGUAGACCAAGUUGGUCUAGCAAUAUUUAGAAAGCCUUCUAACAAUUCAUGCUAUGAGAACAGACAAGAAAGCAGCCCUCCAUUCUGUAAAGAAUCCGAUGAUCCUAAUGCAGCAUGGAAUGUUCCUUUACAGACCUGCAUGCACAAAAUUCCAGUAGGUGCUGCUGCUCGGGGGUCCAAGUGGCCAGAAAAGUGGCCACUGAGGUUGGAGACAGCACCUUACUGGCUGGAUAGCUCUCAGACAGGAGUAUAUGGUAAACCUGCUCCUGAGGAUUUCAAAGAAGACCAAGAUCAUUGGAAUAAUGUUGUUGGCAAUUCAUAUUUGAAUGGCAUGGGAAUUGAUUGGUCUAAAGUGCGAAAUGUUAUGGAUAUGAGAGCUGUAUAUGGAGGGUUUGCUUCAGCUUUGCGGGACAUGAAGUUGUGGGUAAUGAAUAUAAUCACAAUCGAUUCCCCAGACACACUUCCUAUUAUAUAUGAGCGUGGACUCUUUGGGAUGUAUCAUGAUUGGUGUGAAUCUUUCAGCACCUACCCGAGAUCAUAUGAUCUCCUACAUGCAGACCAUCUAUUUUCCAGGAUCCAAAAGAAAUGCAAGGUAUUGCCAUUAAUGGCAGAAGUAGACCGGAUGCUGAGACCAGAAGGGAAGCUUAUUGUAAGGGACAGUGCAGAAGUGAUCAAUGAGGUCGAGAGAAUUGCAAAAUCUUUGAACUGGGAGAUCAAAAUGAGCUUUUCUAAGAAAGAUGAAGGGAUACUUUGUGUCAUGAAGACGACGUGGCGGCCUAAGGAGCUAGAUGCAAGGAGCUAGAGGCCAGUAUAUUUCGACCAUGUCUUUUAAAUAUUUUUGAUGAAAUUCUUGCCUUUUUGUUCUUGCUUACUGUGUUGUGUUGCUUCUGAGAAGGGAGAGAUGUAUUGUAUAUUACAUUAUAAAUUUGUUGUAGAAUUUAUACAAAUUUUGGUGAAAGACUUGGCAAAGUUUGAAUAGAA